Molecule: messenger RNA, 339 nt
Organism: Kockovaella imperatae
Lineage: Eukaryota; Fungi; Basidiomycota; Tremellomycetes; Tremellales; Cuniculitremaceae
Exons: 3
Coding region: 1-339 (112 amino acids)
Biological process (GO): regulation of transcription by RNA polymerase II
Cellular component (GO): nucleus
Molecular function (GO): RNA polymerase II cis-regulatory region sequence-specific DNA binding; DNA-binding transcription factor activity, RNA polymerase II-specific
Source: RefSeq, a predicted model, not a curated record
AUGACAAAUCAAGCCGUCAAGCGAUUCAAGUGCCUGAUCGAAGGGUGCGAGAGGCAUUUCCCGAGGAAGAGUGCGAUCCACAGUCAUAUCCAGACGCAUUUAGAGGACAAGCCCUACCUCUGUCCGACAGAGGAUUGUAAUGCCGCGUUCGUCCGCCAACAUGAUCUGAGACGACAUAUGAGGAUUCACAGCGGGACAAAACCGUUUCCUUGCCCUUGCGGUAAAGGCUUUGCUCGAGGUGAUGCGCUCCAUCGUCAUCGACAACGUGGAAUCUGCAGCGGUUCAAUCGUGCCUCGCCGAGGUAGUCCGGACCCAGGUCACAGGUUCGAACCUUACUAG